Messenger RNA from Prorocentrum cordatum, 3039 nucleotides. The record is from the annotation of a GenBank genome assembly. Lineage: Eukaryota; Dinophyceae; Prorocentrales; Prorocentraceae.
CGCGGCGCUCCCGAGGCCAAGGGCAUCGAGUGGGCGUUGUACAGGGGCCUGUCUGGAGGUCAGCGCCGCGCCGUCGGGGACGCGUGCCGCCAGCGCUGGACGGCCGCCAAGGCCGUCGGGGGCCAGUCCGCAGAUGCCGCCGAGGUCAUCAACCUUUACAAGGCGGGGGAGCUCGAGCCGGUCGAGAGCGUGGAUCAGGCGAUCAAGACCGCCCAGACUGGAGAGCAGAGCUUCGCCCCGUCCGCUGUGACGGACACGACGGAGGUGGCCUUCGAUUUCACGCGUGAGAUCGUCGUCAAGACCGAGUCCGAGCUCAAGAAGGAUUUGAACAGGUCUCGUUUGCUCAAGCGGCAGACGAAGGCAUUGUGUGGCAUGUCGGCUCCGAAUGACACGGGCACUGGCACCGAGCACGUCUACUUCUUCAAGUCUGAUGAGGGUUCAGACGAUACCGCUGGUGGGGGCAGCUCGGGAGCUCGUCGGGUGGCCAUGCGCGUGACCAGGAAGCUGACGUUCGACACCAAGCUAUUGGAAUCGCACAAGCAGGCCUUCCAGCAGCAGGGCCAGCGCGUUUUCCAGGAGGGUUUGGACAGCAUCUUUGAUGGCGACGUCUCUUGUCUCGGUGCCAAGCUCAGCAACAAGGCAGGCGCGGCGGCGUUGCAGACGUACGCGGAUUUCCUGAGAUCCGAGGUGGGCGCGAAGGAUGACGAUGACGGCGACUCCGAGAAACCUCCAGCCGAGUGCAUCGAUGCCGACGGUGUCCUUGAAGGCGUCGCCGCUUCUGCGAUGCCCCCUCCGACGUCCUUGCCGAGGAAGGGCUCCAGGAACGCUGGCUUCGUGACGCCAUCCAGGUCCGCCGUGGCGAUCGGCGUGCCAGGGAGCGGUUCCAGCACCAGCCCUCUCGAUGAUGGAGCCAGCUGCAGCGGGAGCAUGCUUUCCGUUGACGAGGAGGACCAGGAGAUGUUGCACGCGGACGACUUGCUAAGGCAUUGGAAGGCCAAGAUCGACUUGAAGUCCGUGAUGUCCAACGAGGUCGACGGUCGCAUUGUAGCUGGCCUGCGGAAGCGAAUCAGGAGGCUGAGGGCCAAGCCGGAGACGUACUCUGAUGCCGACACUCUCGCCGUCUUCGAGGCGCAGGUGGCUUUGUGUGAGAAGUUUCGGGCGGAAUGCAUGGGCGACUUAUCGUGGUCAGAUGCUCAGGAUAUCGUGAUGAAGCUUUCCAAAGCCGGCGUCUGCGAUUACCCCAGGCAGACGCGGCUCAAGCUCGUAUCGCUCAAGUUGGCCAGCCUGAAUAUCACCGAGGAUGCCGAGGACUACGUCAGGAUCGCGUCGCCCAUGAACUCGGGAGUCUUCGACCCUGCGGACCCUACCCUUGGGGGCGCUGAGGCGAAUGACAAGGAGAGGGUUGCCGAGUUCAUCCGAGUCGUUGUGAAGGGCCACUUGAAUGGGAUGAUCUACAUGGGCCCCAGUGCGCAAUCUACACUCGUUGAUGUUCUCGCGGCGUGCUCCACCGCCUUCGGUGACGCCGACUACCUCACUUGCACUGCUGCGCAGAUUAGAUGUGCCAGCGACGUGAAUGACGUUUGCGCAGUGCUGCUCCAUUGCAUCUGGCCUGCUCCAGGCGCCACGGUCCUCGACAUUGCCGACCAGCUCGAGAGGGUCGUUGGCAUGAUGGAUAAGACGGGUGCUUCUGCGGGUUGCGUGCUUGCGGCUGCUGUGGCCUCCACCCCGUUCUACAAGGAGAAGGUCGACGCGAUGUUCAGGGCCCUCCCGUUCGCGAGGGAGCAGCUGCCGAGCAUCAGGAAGGCGACGGAGGCGCUGGCCGAUGGCGGGCAGGACCGCUCGGUGCGCUCCAACCGCUCCUCCGUGGGCCUCGUAGGCCGGCCUGAACCAUCCAUGGAGCAGCUGAAGUCGCGGUGUCAGAGCCUCCUGGCGUGGUGCGAUGGCUUGCCGACGCACGCGGCGGAGCUGUCAGGCCUCUUGAAGCAGAAGGUCAUAGAUGUGGUCACGGCAUUCAACAGCCUUGAUUACAAUGAGAACCCCAUUCCCUCAAGGGAGGCCGUGGCCAGCAUCAGCGAGCUAGUGCAGGAGGCCAGCAUUUCUUUCACGAGUGACGCCGAAGUAGAGCAGCUGCAGCACACCAUGGCAUCGGUGCUUCAGACCAUCGAUAGCACAAAUCGUUGCCGCCGCUUCUUCGUGGCCUCCGAGAGCUUGAUGCCCGAGUGGUCGACGGGCGCCAAGUGGUCGACGGGCCGCGCGUGCUUGGAGGCGCUGCUGGUGGUCUGCCCCGAGAAGACCGUGGCGAAGCGCCUUGGCAUCGUGUCCGACGUGUGCGCCUUCCUCGCGGCGAGAGACGCUGUGGCUGCGGUUUCGCAGGACGCUGACGUCGUCGACUCCGAGGGGGGCAUCCAGCUUUUGGACGCUCUCGCCGCGAAGCUGCCGAGGGCGAAGGAAAUCUCCGAGGGCAGCGAUGCAGAGUUCUUGGAUCUGAACCUCCGCAACAAGAACGACGAGUCGGUGGCCGGGGCAGUCAAUCUCAGGAGUGCGGCCGCCGAGAGGCACGUCGCCAUGGCUCGGGACCGUCUGAAGGGCGCCAUUGAGGAGCUCGACAAGAUGAAGUACGCGACCGCUUCUGGGAAGGAGUGGUGGGAGGGCCUCAUGCCCGCUGCAAGCCUCCACGAGGUCUCGAAGCACAUGCAGGCCGCGACGGCUGGCACCCAGUGGACGCCGUUGAAGGACAAGCAUGCCGAGAUGACCGUGCUGCUGAGCGACUACGUGCAGGCGUGCAAGUGGGGCGGCCUGCAAGUGGACGCCGACAUGAAGAACGAUGCCGGUGCCGUCUCUGAGAGGGUCGCGAUCACGCUUGCGGAGGUUGUCAUCUUAAUGAAGCUGACCACCGAGCGCAACAGCGACCUCCUCCGCCAGGCCAUCGUGGACGAAGUGAAGGUGCUCAGGAUGAAGCUCCGCAGUGGUGUGAAGGAGGACCGUGCUCUCCACAUCGGCGUCUUCCAGCCCAUGAUGGCCUUCUUGUUGGGCCGCUAG